This is a messenger RNA of Leptopilina boulardi, 2755 nucleotides long. RefSeq lists its product as uncharacterized. The coding region runs from base 167 to 661 and encodes 164 amino acids. The record is from RefSeq and is a predicted model, not a curated record. NCBI's taxonomy places the organism in Eukaryota, Metazoa, Arthropoda, Insecta, Hymenoptera, Figitidae. Gene Ontology annotation, molecular function: protein binding. The transcript is spliced from 3 exons.
AGAGAAUUGUGUACGUUGGGUAGGAGAUCAGGUAGUUCAAGCUCGGAAGUGAUAUAAAGGCCUUCGUCGUACCGAUCAACUUUAGCGUACCUGAAAAUCGUUCACUGGAAACACCACCAACAGUUCGGUCAGGAAGUGUCUCCGUCCCACACCACACUCGACCAUCAUGGUGGUGUGGACGGCGCUGAUACUAGCGACAGUGGCCCUCUUGGCCGAAGCUGCAUCAACAGAUUCGCAGACUUCCGGUAUCACGACCGUUGGUUCGAAAAAAUUGGCAACAGCAACUGACUGCGCUGGUGUUAUUGCCUUCUCAGCAUCUCAUGGCUCCGUUAAAGAUUCAAAAUUGCUUCUCGCCGAGACGUUGAUUGACAAAGGAAUUGGAUACGUCGCUGAAACAGGAAUUUUCACCACCCACUGUCCAGGUCUCUAUCAAUUUAGUUUCGCUGGCUAUGGCGAUUCUGAGCUUCAAUUGAUUCUAAAACGAAAACUCAAUAAAUCAGAAAAAUGGAAUCCAGUGGCAAAUGUGGGAUCAGGUGGUGGUUCCAAUUUGGUACUUCUUGACGUUGACGUUGGCGAUCAAUUAUCAGUCUUUGUUGAAAAAGGAAAACUCAUCGAUGGAGGAGCAGCCACUUUUUCUGGAUAUCGAGUUUCGAAAAAGUGAUUUUUUUUCUCUCACAAACAAAAUUUGAUCCCUUCACACUGAACCGAAAGCGAUUUACAUAAUACUGCUACUACUACCAAUACUACUGACUUCUAUAUAUAUAUAUAUAUAUAUCCUACCCUAUGAGUUUGGACCUUUUCGAUAAGAAGGCAAUGACGACCGUUAAACAUCGGAUAAAUUAAAAGAUAAAAAAAAAAACUUUGCAAAUUUUAAAACAAUGCAAUUUUUUUGAAAUUAUGUUAAUUUGAAAAAAUUAGAAUUUAUUAGUAAAAGCGGUCGCUCAAAAUAAACGCGUUUGUCGAACUUAUUGGCGACAACGUACUGUGAUAGCAACUUAAACUUAUAAACAAUCGAAGAAAAAUUCGAAAAUCUGGAUUUCCACUUCUUUUUUUUUGAAUUUAAAAAAAAUGUAACUUGUAAUAUUUUACAAUUUUUUUUUCUAUUUUUCUAUAUAUUCUCUAUCUUUCUUUUUGGUAACUUUCACUAUUUUUUCUUUGAGUUUAUUUUUCUAUACUCCUUGUCUAGAUUUCUUUCAUUUUCAACUUCAAUCACUUCCAUUUCUUCCGUUUCUUCAAUUACAAAUUUUCUAUUUUUUUAUCUUCUCUUCCUUCUGUGACUUUUCUUCAUCUAAGUCUUCCAUGUAGAAUUCCAUUUUCUAUAUAAAUUUCUAUUUUUCUUCUACUUUCAUUAUUUUCUGUCUGUUUCUUCUUAUCUUUAUUUUCAUAUCUAUCUGUGAUCUUUUCUUUUCCAUUUCUAAUUCCUUUUCUUUUCACCUAUCAGUAUUACUCUUCUAUUCGUUAGCCACUUCUUGCCGGGUUUAAGAUUUCCCAUUCUUAUUCUUCAUUUCUAUCAUUCUUUCAAUUUUCUAUUUUUCUCUAUUUUUCAGCUUCACUUUCAUAUCUUUAUUUUAUUCUCUCUUGAAAUUUUGUUUUACAAUUGUACCUGAUUAUAAUAUGUAACUUCAUGUUUCUUCUUUUCUAUUAUCUUUACUUUUUUAUUCUUUAAAAAAAAUUACUACUGUUUUCUUCCCUUUUUUAUUUCAUCUUUCGUUAAGUAAAUCUUUAUUUGUUUCUUUUAUCUUUCCUUUUUCUUGCUUUUACUUUUAUUUUUCUUUGUCUUUAUCUUCUUUAUCUGUCCUUUCUUCUUUACUUUUAUUCCUGCUUUUUUUAUCUUUUUAUUCAAUUUUCGUAACAUCCUUUCUUUUCUCCUUUCUUUUUUCUCUAUCUUUUAUUUCUUAAUAUUUUUCUUCUUUCUUCUUAUAUUUCUUUUUGCCUUUUCUUUACUUUUCCCUUUUUUCUUUUCUGCUUCUAUCCUCUUUCUCUUGUUUAUUUUCUCUCUUGUACUCUUUUUUCUUUCUUUCUUUUUCUUCUGUUCUCCACAUGUACUUUCAUUUUCUUCAUAUAUCUUAAAAUGAAACCAACGUUCCACUUUCAACGGCUAUUCUACUUUUCUCCUUUCACUCGACUCUUUUUGUCUGUAAUAUUCCACCGAUGCCGCUUUAUAUUUGAAUUGUUGGUGCCUUUACCAUACUUGUCUUUCAUACCAUAUAUAAAUUUAAUGCUGUGAUCAAAUAUGCUUUAAAACAUCCAAUUCUACACGUCAUUUAUAUAUAUUUUUUUAAUUGUUAGAUAUUAUUUCUCACAAUUCAUUAGUAAAUCUUCUCAUUUGAAUUAUUAUAAUUUUUAUUAGUAGCAAAAAAAAUGUUUAAUUAAGUGUAAACACUAAAUUUAAAUAAUAAUUAAUAUAAAACAGGAAAUUCAAUUUUCUGUAUGCAAAUUUUAUUUUUAUGUAAUUUUUUUCGUCUAUUCAUGUUUCUCUCUAUAGCAAAUGCUGUGAUUACUUGUCUCAUGUUUUUUCAAUUUCUGUUCUACUGUGUUGUCUUAUCAAAAUGUACUUAUUAUAUUCAAUAUCAUUUUCUUUUUUCUACAAAAUACAUUCUAUCAUCUUCAUUUUCUAUAUAUAUGUUCAGCUGACACUCAAGCUUACAACCAAAUUUAGUAACAAUCAAUUAAAUGUUACGAACUCUUAUAUAUUACCUGUACAUUUUGUCUACACUGAGCUUUACUUUGCAAUAAACUGAAAAUGCAUUCUUUU